UGGUUCAUUCACUUAUCAAACCAACAAAUGAAAUGUCAUAUUUGUAACGAAAGCUCAAUUUGGCAGAGCAUUAAGAUUCCAAAUUUUAUUUUGAUAAGAAUUCCUCAUUCAUUCUCAAACAAGUUACCUUCUUCCUAUUGUGUAAAGUUCAAUAGAUAUAAUGGACUCAGACGAAGAAUCAUUCGAUGAUGUGGACUCAGGUAAUGAAUCUAGUGGUGAUGAUGUUGAUUUUCCUAUGGAAGUAGAAGUUUCUAAUCAAAGAGAAAAACAGAAUGAUUCUGAUGAUUAUCCCUAUGAAGUACUUUCAACAGAGGAAAUAGUGCAGCAUAUGGUGGAUUGCAUAAAAGAAGUGAACAAUGUGGUAGAGAUUCCAACCACCACCACAAGAAUAUUGUUGAAUUAUUUCCGAUGGGACAAGGAAAAAUUAAUGGAAAGAUUUUAUGAUGGGGAUCAGGAUAAACUUUUCUCUGAAGCAAGGGUUGUCAAUCCUUUCACCAAGUUCAAUAUUAGUUCCAUAAAAAAGCCAGUAAAAAGGUCAGGAAGUAGUACAGAAGAAUGUGAAAUCUGCUUUACAAUACUUCCACAUUCUCAUAUGACCGGCUUGGAAUGUGGACAUAGAUUUUGCACACAUUGUUGGAGCGAAUAUUUGACAACCAAAAUAAUGGAAGAAGGUGUAGGUCAAACAAUUGCCUGUGCAGCACACGGUUGUGAUAUUUUGGUUGAUGAUGCUAGUGUUAUGAGACUUGUGAGGGAUUCUAAAGUGAGACUCAAGUACCAACAUCUCAUCACUAAUAGUUUUGUUGAAUGUAAUCGUCUCUUACGUUGGUGUCCCACUCCAGAUUGUAACAAUGCGAUCAAAGUCCAAUAUGUAGAGCCACACAAGGUGACUUGCAAGUGCAAUCAUACAUUCUGCUUUUCUUGUGGCGAAAACUGGCACGAUCCUGUCAAGUGUCACUUGUUGCGCAAGUGGAUCAAAAAAUGUGAUGACGACUCUGAAACGAGUAAUUGGAUAGCAGCUAACACUAAGGAAUGUCCUAAAUGUAAUGUCACAAUUGAGAAAGAUGGAGGUUGUAACCACAUGGUGUGUAAGAAUCAGAACUGUAAAGCCGAUUUCUGCUGGGUAUGUCUUGGACCCUGGGAGCCCCAUGGGAGUUCCUGGUACAACUGUAACAGGUAUGAUGAAGACGAAGCCAAAGCUGCUAGAGACGCCCAGGAAAAAUCCAGAUCAGCAUUGCAACGGUACCUGUUUUAUUGUAAUCGCUACAUGAAUCACAUGGCAUCCUUAAAAUUCGAACACAAACUAUACGCUUCUGUGAAGGAGAAAAUGGAAGAAAUGCAGCAACAUAACAUGAGUUGGAUCGAAGUACAAUUCCUAAAGAAAGCAGUGGACAUUCUGUGUCAAUGUCGACAGACCUUGAUGUACACAUAUGUUUUUGCCUAUUACUUGCAAAAAAAUAACCAGUCUGUGAUUUUUGAAGACAACCAAAAAGAUUUGGAAAGCGCUACAGAAACGUUAUCUGAGUAUUUGGAGAGGGAUAUAACGUCUGAAAAUUUGGCUGGAAUCAAACAAAAGGUUCAAGAUAAGUACAGAUAUUGUGACAGCCGUCGGAAGGUUUUACUGGAACAUGUACAUGAAGGAUACGAAAAGGAAUGGUGGGAUUACAAUGAAUAAAUAUGUAAAUACAUAAAUAUCCAGUUUCAACUGAAAAGGUCAAUUGUAUGUAUAUAAAAAGACCUGUUCAGCUCAAAACUACAUGAAUCCUUUGAUUAAAUAAAGUUAUUUUGCGGUUUUGUCUCGUUGAUGUAGAAAUUUAUUAUACUAGGUGAUUUCUAGAUUACACAGAUAUGCUGAGGAAACGUUUCAAAAUUCGUAAAAAUGCAAAAUACACAUUGGUUUGAAUAAAUUCGCUUUUUUCCAUUAAAAAAUAUAGUGUGUCUUGUUGAUGAAAAAAUGUUUUAGGAAUCACCAGUAUGCACAAAAAAAAAUUAUUACUUAUUUUACUGACUUAUAAAACACAUGUUUGGAAAUAAUUUCACAUUGAAUAAAACUUUCUUCAUCUUACCAUAAGACCAAACUUCAAAUGAAGAUUUAUUGAAGGAUUAAGGACAAUUAAAUGAACUUUAAAUUUACUGUUUUUUAUUCAUGUAAAUUAUUCCAUUUUUUCAUGAUGAAAUUUAUUUUAUUUUUCCUUGAUUAAAAAUGGCUUUAAAAUUCCUUUCAAAUGUAAUUUCAUGUUCAGUUUUGUUUAUCGAUGAGUUUCAAGGUAUAAGACGAUCUUUUGAAUUUUGUUUUGUAAUAGAACAUAAUAUUGCCCAUAUUUGUAACAUAGAUAUAUUUGUGUAAAAAAUAGAAAAUAUUUAAUUUUAUAAGCUGAAAGAGUAUUGAUGAAGUAAAAUAUUAAAAAAAUUAAUUUAACUUAUGUAGCAAAAAUCAUCAUAAUGAAUAAUAUCUGUUCAACUCCAGAUAUAUAUCUGGAUAACAGGGUGCUCAGGUUAAUUAUUAUUAGUCUAUAAAACCCAUUGUAUGGUGCAAUUAUUUUUUAUAAUAAAAGUCGCUUAAUUUCAAUAAUUAUCAAUUUGUUAGAGCUUCGGUAUAACUGUAGUGAUUAUGAUUUGUUAGGAACAAUAUUCAAAUGAAAGCUACUUAUUUUUUGAUUGUGAAAAGCUUUAAUCAAGCAUCGUCUACUGAUUUAGAUUGUUGCUUCUGUUAGUAGGACUUUAAUUUAUUAUUUCAUCUCAUUAUAAGUUAUUCAGAAUGUGAUUGUACAGAUUAUAAGUUAAUAAAAGAUUAAUGAGU
Molecule: messenger RNA, 2797 nt
Organism: Coccinella septempunctata (seven-spotted ladybird)
Lineage: Eukaryota; Metazoa; Arthropoda; Insecta; Coleoptera; Coccinellidae
Gene: ari-1
Product: E3 ubiquitin-protein ligase ariadne-1
Exons: 7
Coding region: 161-1672 (503 amino acids)
Biological process (GO): ubiquitin-dependent protein catabolic process; positive regulation of proteasomal ubiquitin-dependent protein catabolic process; protein polyubiquitination
Cellular component (GO): ubiquitin ligase complex; nucleus; cytoplasm
Molecular function (GO): zinc ion binding; ubiquitin conjugating enzyme binding; ubiquitin protein ligase activity
Source: RefSeq, a predicted model, not a curated record